GCUACAAUCACACUUGUCGCGGUGACGACAUCGGAGAGCGCCCGGGUGGUUGAGGCAGAGGCGGCUGCAGCAGGAGUGUGCUGCUAUUCCCGGGCCAGGGUCUGCGGACGCCAUCACAUAACACUGGGGAACAGAAACAUGCAAACCUGGGAGAGCAGGCAGAAAUGGAAGAGAUUACAUUCACAAAAGACACGGUUUUAUCCGAUGUCCAUCUUCACAUCCCUCAUAAGAGACAUCUCAUGGUCAGACUGAAUGCAGUUGGACAGCCAGUUUUCCAAACGCGGUUUAAGAUCCUUUGGGAAAACAAUGUGUUGGAAGCUGGAAAUAGCGAGCAAGAAAGGAAUAGUGACUAUGAGGAAUCAGAAGAACGGUGCUGUGGAGAUGAGUUGUAUUUCACUAGUCAAACAAAUCAAGAUAUAAAAGCAAUAGAAGUACUACUUGAUGAUGAUGGAGAUCUUGUAGUACAGCGAAGACCACAGGACUCUUCUGGCAGGGAUGAAUCACACACUUGUUCUCACAAUGUUGUAUGUCCAACUAUACUUACAAUAGGAAGCCAAGAACAAACUGAAGAGGAACAGCCUGUUUACAGCAAUUGUGAUGUGGUUAAAAUAGAGCAUACUAUGGCUACACCUCUAGAAGAUGUUGGGAAACAGAUAUGGCGGGGAGCUUUUGUUCUUGCUGAUUACAUUCUCUGGCAGAGAGAUCUCUUCAGAGGUUGUACAGUGCUGGAGCUAGGGGCAGGCACUGGUUUCACAAGUAUCAUCAUGGCAACAGUUGCUAAGACGGUCUAUUGCACAGAUGUUGGUGAAGACCUUCUAGAAAUGUGUGAGAGAAAUGUGGCCCUAAACAGAUGUCUCACAGAAACCACAGGAGGACAAGUAAAAGUGAGAGAACUAGACUGGCUUAACCAAUUUUGUAAAGCAGAAAGGUUUACAGAAGAUAAGAGAGGGAUUAAUAGGAUGCCAAACAGGAGGCAGGAUGCAGAUGCUUCUUACAGCUGGACAGAAGACGACAUAGCUGACCUUUAUGAUCAAACAACUGUCAUCCUUGCUGCAGAUGGUAUGCUGAAAAAGGCAUUCUUCAAAUCAAUUACAGAGAAGAACGCAGCAUCUGCAGGGAUUGCAGAAAUGAUAUUUUACGAUGAUGUCCUUACGAAUGCACUGUUUAAAACCAUUUCACGAAUUACGCGCAACUUAAGUAAUCCUUGCACUAUUUACUUAUCAGUUGAAAGAAGGUUUAACUUUACCCUAAGACAUAUGGACAUUACAUGUGAUGCAUACAAUCAUUUUCGGAAUUGCUUAAAUAAUUUUGAAAGCAGCAAUGGAAAACUGAAAUGGUCAGCAAUGGAAAUCAAAACAGUAUUUCCACAAUUCUUCAGCUAUGAGCGAGAGCACUUGGAGCUAUGGAAAGUUGUUGCUGCAUCCCUUACAUGAUUAUACAAUGUAUGUUCAUAAAGUAUUUGGACAAAUGUGAAUAUUUAAAAUUGGAAUGCAGAAGAACAAUCAUGCAGUGUUAAGAAGCCAAUGAAUUGAGAAGGACACAGCAAUACAUUGCCAGCAAAGGACACCAUGAUUGACGCCAAAGUAUUGGGGAUACAUUUUUAUAGAAAUGCAACAGAUAGGAAACCAAAUGAAUCACAGUGGAGCUUAUUCUGAGUUGGGAGCAAAGCGAAAAAGAGCUACUGUAAUAACAAUUUACUGUAAUUUAGCGCGACCAUGUCACAGCGCAGGUGGGCAGGCUUACAGUGUGCAGGGAGAUCUAGAUGUGAGAGGGGCGUGUCCAAACUCCAAUCUAAAUUUCAGUGUAAAAAUAAAGUUGUCCAGCAUUUGUGGGCUGCAUGGGAAAACAUGGAAAAAUAACUGUAUUUGUAAUCCUCAUUACAGGAUGGUUUGUCCACAUACAGUUACUUGCUUUGCUGUCAGCUUAGAAUCAUCACCAGUGUGCACAAUGGGAUGCGGUUUAUUUACCAGCUAUCGGGAUCCCGGCAUUCAGGAUCCUGACGCCGGAAUCCCGACAGCCGGUGAAAUGCCGGUGGUCUGAAUCUCGACCAAGGCACGGUAUUCCCACUCAGGUGGUGGUCACCGAGGGGGAUAAGAAUAGUGUGGUGAGCAAAGCUCGCAACCGGGCCCGAUGCCUGGGACGCGCUGCAAGCCCACAAGGAGACUCACUGCGUUCCCUGCCGGCAUUCCGCCUGUCGGGAUCCCGGCGACGGUCUCCUGACAGCCGGGAUCCCAACUGGCGGUAAAGCAUACCGAACUAUGCACAACAAAACAACUGAUUUCUGUGCUCCUGACUUCAGCACACCUAGAAGAUGCCAUUUGAAAAAAAAACUUUCUAAUAACUAUUUUAAAAAUAACAGGAUUAAAAGGCAAAUAAUGUUAAUAUAGCAUGUGCUUACUCUCCUGGAAAGUCCUGGAGACCCCCGAUUUUUCAGGUGGCUCUCCUGCAUCCAACCCACUUCCUAGUGAAGUGGGCAGGAUGGGAAGUGUAGUGACAGGAACAGUGGAUCUGUAGGGAGGGGUUGAGGCCAAUGUUACGCUAUUCAAUGAGAAUAGCUUCAUUUUGGCUCCGCCCCCUGUUCUUAGACCCCCCAAUUUAGAGUAGGAAGACCUGGUAAAGGCUGGGGCUUACACACAGUGUAAACAGAGCUUCUCCCGGAGAGGAGGUUCAAAAGUCAGCAAGUAUGAUUUAGCAUUUAGCCAUAACACAAUUGUAGUUUGCAGGAAGACAAUUUUCAGACCUCUUUGUAUCAGUUUAUUAUGCUGCCCAGAAUUUUGUUAUCACAGUGUGUUCUGCAGUUUUGCAUGCAGUUAUUGUAAGACAACCAGCUUUACCUACACAUGUAGCCAGCUACAUCUGUGCCGUGAUGCGUACACGUGUGUGCGCAUUGCAGCAACAGCUUCUCAUGCCCAGGUGCUAUCGCACAAUACUUUACCUAUGGGUCGCAGGUGUGACUGUUCGCACAUGAACAGGCACCCGUACCAUUAUUUGCACCCCGUAUGAGACUGGCUACAUCUGUAUUGGGGUUUUUGGGUAGUUUUGUGCCAAGAUAGCAUUUUAUUGUUUUAACUAGAUGUGACAUAAUAUUAAAUAUUUUGUUUGCAGUGAGGAGUUUAAGGUUCAUGUAUUGCUGAUAUUUUCAAUUACAGUUGACAUUAAACAGUUAAUCUAA
Pseudophryne corroboree (corroboree frog) is the source of this 3172-nucleotide messenger RNA. It is a transcript of the gene METTL22, whose product is annotated as methyltransferase 22, Kin17 lysine. The record is from RefSeq and is a predicted model, not a curated record. The transcript is spliced from 13 exons. Gene Ontology annotation, cellular component: nucleus. NCBI's taxonomy places the organism in Eukaryota, Metazoa, Chordata, Amphibia, Anura, Myobatrachidae. Gene Ontology annotation, molecular function: protein methyltransferase activity. Gene Ontology annotation, biological process: protein methylation. Bases 165 to 1433 code for a protein of 422 amino acids.